AUGUCUAUAAAUUUAUCCGACGAUGAAGAACAUUUGUGUUCAUAUCUAAGAGAUUUUAUUAGAGACUUAAAACAAUUUCAUUGGGUUAAAAUUUGGAUCACCGGUGGUUGGGUAAGAGAUAAAUUAUUAGGUUACAAUCCACAUGAUAUAGAUAUCGUUGUCAUUGGUCUCACGGGACCAGAUUUCAUGAAUCAUUUAAAAAAAUACCAUUCUUUACAUUACAAUCAAUAUUUACCAUCUCAUAUAAUAAAGGCAAAUUCAGAAAAAGGCAAAGCUUAUGAUAUUGCUGCAACUAAAUUAUUUGAUAUUACCCUGGAUUUCACUGGGAUACCGCUCACUACUGAAUUCGGUGAUUCCAUAUCUCCUCGUGCCGCCAUUCUUCAAGACGUAUAUUCAAGAGAUUUAACGAUAAAUACUCUAUAUUACAAUAUUUUCAAUGGUAAAAUCGAAGAUUAUUCAAAAGAAGGUCUUUCUGAUAUAGAAAACGAAUUAAUAGACACUGUUGCAUUACCUUAUGAGACAUUAGCGGCCGAUCCAUUGAGAGUCUUAAGAAUCAUUAGAUUUGCAACUUUCUAUAGGUUUAAAAUUUUACAAGAAACUUUUAAGGCAAUGCAAAAUUCGGAUAUUCAUUACUUAUUAUCAAAAAGAGUCGCUAGAGAAAGAUUUAGCAAAGAAAUUGAAAAAAUAUUCGAUGAUGAAGACGUUGAAAUUGGGCUUAAAUUGAUUCAUAACGUACGUAUCGAGAGUAUUAUCUUCGAUUGGACAGGUGAUGAAUAUUUAAAAAAAUAUAAUAUCAUUAAUAAUCCAGACAUCGGUCUUAUUUCUUUCAUUUAUCGCCAUGGUGUGUUAAGACGACAUUUACGAAAAAUUUAUACCAAGUAUAAUGGAUUUUUUGAAUUUGCAACAUAUGAUUUGAUAGAAAUGUUAACAGAUAGUUUAUCAAAAAGAAUCUUUCUUCUUUCGAUAAUUCUUUAUCCAAUGAAAGACAUCGAAAUCAUUGCUCAUCCAAAGAAAUUAUACAAAAGAAAUCUACCCCUCUCUGAAAUGGUAGUAAAAGAAGGUUUAAAGAGGCCAGGUAAAGAAGCUAAACUUGUUUCUCAAAUAGUAGAUGGUCUAUCAGACUCUCUGUCAACGAUGUCCGAAAAUUUCGAUCUCGACGACCUAGAAGACUUUGAAGAUCAAUACAUAUGCCAGCACUGUACUCCUUGCGUGGACAAGAUUAAAGUGUACGUAGCGGAAUUUUUACUCUACAUGGGCGUGAACUGA
Messenger RNA from Kazachstania africana CBS 2517, 1266 nucleotides. RefSeq lists its product as uncharacterized. The coding region runs from base 1 to 1266 and encodes 421 amino acids. The record is from RefSeq and is a predicted model, not a curated record. Gene Ontology annotation, biological process: tRNA 3'-terminal CCA addition. NCBI's taxonomy places the organism in Eukaryota, Fungi, Ascomycota, Saccharomycetes, Saccharomycetales, Saccharomycetaceae. The transcript has a single exon. Gene Ontology annotation, molecular function: ATP:3'-cytidine-cytidine-tRNA adenylyltransferase activity; RNA binding.